Molecule: messenger RNA, 2072 nt
Organism: Folsomia candida
Lineage: Eukaryota; Metazoa; Arthropoda; Collembola; Entomobryomorpha; Isotomidae
Gene: fz2
Product: frizzled-8
Exons: 6
Coding region: 478-2037 (519 amino acids)
Biological process (GO): canonical Wnt signaling pathway; non-canonical Wnt signaling pathway
Cellular component (GO): plasma membrane
Molecular function (GO): Wnt receptor activity; Wnt-protein binding
Source: RefSeq, a predicted model, not a curated record
CAUGGAAAUUGACAGUUUGAUUUUGUGGAUAUUUUAGAGGGUUUCAGCAGGUGUGCUAAAAUAUUGGCGUAAAAUUGGCAUUGGAAUUGGCGUGCCAAAAUUUGGCAGGGAAAUUGGCACGAAAUUUAACACACAAAUUUGGCGUGCUAAAAUUUAGCACAAAAUUUAGCACAAAAUUUUAGCAAUUUACAUUAACUCCCUGGAAAUUCCGGCAUAACUCCCAAAAUUCCCCAUGGAAACGCGAGACACCCGAGAAAUGCAUCUCUCCAGCAACUCUCUCCAUGAGAAUACCCGCACAUCUCUCCCCCUCUUUUUUCCCAUGUCCCAACCCGCUUCUGAACUACUGGAGCCUCCAGCCACAAUUCGGACCAAAAAUAAUAAUCAAUAUUUCCAUGACAACGCCACCCUCUUUUUCCACUCUCUCUCUCUUUCCACUCACACUUUCUAAAUCCAAAAAUUUCAGCAAUAAUCCACAAAAUGCUCCUCCUAACGACGCUCCUCUUUAUAAUCACCAUGGCAACGGGGACCCCCCAGUUGACCGCCCCCAAGUGCCAACCCAUCACGAUCCCCAUGUGUCGCAACAUUGGUUACAAUUUCACCCAGAUGCCGAACCCUUUCAAUCACGAUUCUCAGGAGGAAGCGGGCCUGGAAGUCCACCAGUACUGGCCGCUGGUCGAGAUCCGCUGUUCCCCUGACCUCAAAUUCUUCAUCUGUUCGUUGUACGUCCCGAUUUGCAUGGAGGAUUACAAGGGCUCCGUCCCGGCCUGUAAAUCCGUCUGCGAAAGGGCAAGGGAGGGAUGCGAGCCCGUUAUGACGCACUACGGAUUCCAGUGGCCGGAGCGCUUUUCCUGCGCCAACUUCCCCCCUUUUGGUCCCCAAUCCAUUUGCAUGGACGAGCGUCGAGGAGAGUUGCCUAGCAACAAGUCCACCGUCGCCAUAGCAACCAGACCACCCCCCACACAAAAAUCCCCUACAAACUGCAGCUGCACCUGUAAAAAGCCUCUUUUGCGCCACCCCCAUCGCAACGUUUAUAACCUAAUCCAAAACUGCACGUUGCCAUGCCGACUGUAUUCUGAAAAGAAUUUUGUAAAUUAUUGGUUAUCAUUUUGGAGUGUGAGCUGUUGUUUGAUAAGUUUCGUAACCAUGGUAACGUUCGCCUUGGAUACGGCGCGAUUUAAUUACCCCGAGCGACCCAUAGUUUAUUUGUCAUUUUGCUAUUUUUUAAUCUCCAUUGGUUACCUGAUUCGGAUUUAUUUCGGGCAUGAGCGGAUUGCGUGUGAGGAAUUUAACUCUAAGUUAAUCGUCAAGGAAACGAAUUUUAUCUAUAAUUAUUGUAGUCUGGUGUUUUUUCUCGUUUAUUAUUUUGGGGUUGCGGGGGGGUGUUGGUGGGUAAACCUAUCAAUCUCGUGGUAUUUAGCGGCUGGGUGUAAAUGGGGUUCGGAAGCUAUAGCUCAGAAGUGGCCGAUAUUCCACCUGGUCGCCUGGAUCCUGGUUCCCAUGACGAUGAGCUUGACGGCGAGUUUAAAUGGAUUUGUGGAUGGGGACCCAAUUUCUGGGAUUUGUUCCCUUGGAAACACGAAUGAAUUUAAUUUGUUUUAUUUUAUUCUCGUCCCCGGUGGGGGGUUGUUAAUUGUGGGGACCGUUUUUUUACUUUGGGGCUUCGUGGAGUUGUGCAGGAUUAGGAGGGCCAUCUCUAAGCAAAGCGGGAAAACGGAAAAACUAGAAAAACUAAUGAUUCGAAUUGGCGUAUUUUCAAUUUUGUACACAUUUCCGGCCUCAGCCGUCAUAGCAACGCAAUUUUACGAAGUUUACGCGAGAAAAGAAUGGAUUUUAUCCAAUUUUUGCAGUUGUCAUGGAGAUUUAUCCCAGCAUGCGAAACCAAGUUACUCUUUACUCAUGAUCAAAUACUUCCUAACCCUCACCGUUGGCAUAACAACCGGAGGGGUGUGGAUUUGGUCAAAGAAAACCUUGGAAACGUGGAAAAACACGCUGUUUCCAUGGAAAUCUAAUAAAAAUAAUAAAUGUUCACGUGUUUAACUUUGUAAACUUUAUAAUAAAAGAAAUAAAAAAAA